This is a messenger RNA of Patella vulgata (common limpet), 1185 nucleotides long. RefSeq names its product zinc finger HIT domain-containing protein 2. NCBI's taxonomy places the organism in Eukaryota, Metazoa, Mollusca, Gastropoda, Patellidae. Bases 73 to 1170 code for a protein of 365 amino acids. The transcript has 8 exons. The record is from RefSeq and is a predicted model, not a curated record.
UCUUGGUUUAUCAGGUCUUGCGUGGCUUUUACUUUUUGCCAACACCGAAACAAACACGUGAAGAAAGAAGAGAUGAAUGAACAAAAGAAUGAAUUACAACUUGAACCCGUUUUGGAAACGGGGUCAUCUGUAUGUUCGAUAUGUUUGAAGGAGAAGUCCCGAUAUACGUGUCCACGGUGUAAUAUUCGUUAUUGUAGUUUACCCUGUUAUAAAGAUGAAAAACAUAUCACUUGUUCAGAAUUAUUCUAUAAAGAUUGGGUGAUGGAAGAAUUGAAAGAGACAAAGGGCGGACGAGAAGACAAAGAGAAGAUAUUAGAGAUGUUAUCACGAGUUGAAUCAGAUGAUACUCUCGAACCAUCACACCUGGAUUCAGAUGAUGAUGAUGAUGAUGAAGAGACUGAUUUAGAAACAAGGCUACAUGGAUUAGAUUUAGAUGACAGUGAAGCCAUAUUAAAAAGAUUAACCAACAAAGAACGACAAGAAUUUGAGAAAUUAUUGCAUAAUGGUUGCCUAGGUAACCUGGUUGAAAUAUGGACACCAUGGUGGACAGAGUCAAAGGAUUUGAUUGAGGAAGUCGAGCAGACAGAUUGCGAUAAGAAGAAAGAUAAGAAGAAAUCGUGUAAACCAGUUUUAUUAUCCAAUAUACCUGAUAUAUCAACAUUAAUUAAGGUUAAACCUUCGUCUGAUAUCCGUAACAAUAUGAUAAACAUCCUGUAUUCAUACGCCUUCAUUUGUCGUCUGCAUAAUGGGGGACAUUUUGACAAUCCUGUUGAAAGUGCUGAGGAUUUGUUGACUAUAUGCAGUGUUUUAAGAGAUGGAAAGAAUUUUAUUGAAUUAGAUGAAGUUAUUGAUAUGACACUACAACAAGUUGAAAAGGAGAGUAAGAGAUGGGAGAUAACUGUUGAGUUUAAAGUCAGUGUAUUAGAAGAUGUGGAGAGGAUUGUUCACGGACCAGAUAAACGUCCAUCUUUAGAUUUCAUGUUAUUAGCUCUUUCAGAUUUAACUCGACUUCUACAGACAGCAAAUAAAAUUAUCAAACAAGGCAAGUCAAAAUCUCUAAUAAAAACAAAACGGGUUAGGUUUUUGGUAAAUGAAAUGAGGUUUAACAUCCUACUAUUCUGCUCUGACUGGGCUAAUGAAGACGGGCAUAACCCAUACAGUGUGCUAUGAGAGAAACUUUGCCCU